UACAAGGACGUCAUGAUGGAGAAUCACAAGCCCCUCACAUCACCAGAUGGAUCCAGUCAGAGAAAUCCACCAGAGAGGUGUCCCAGUCCUCUGUAUUCCCAGGACUGUCCAGGGGAGAAGCUGAAUGUCCUACUGGAUCAUCAGGACGUCAUGAUGGAGAAUCACCAGCUCCUCACGUCGCCAGGUGACGAACGUACAAGUGGCCCCGAUGGACAUCGGCAGUUAUCUGCCUGUUAUAAAGUACAAGAUAAUCAGCCACAAAUUAGCAAGACAAGAUUGGAUGAAAAUUUUGCAAGUUCUGAAAGUGGAAAACAUUUUAAAGAGAAAUCUCAUCUUUCCAUGCAUGAGAGAAUUCACAAAGAAGAGAAACCAUUUUCUAUGAAGCACCAUCUUGAGGCACAAAAAACUCACCCAGGGGAGAAGCCAUUUUCAUGUCCUAAAUGUAAGAAAUGUUUUGCCUAUAACUCACAUCUUAUGUGUCAUCUAAUCAGUCACACACGGGAGAAGCCUUUUCUGUGUCCAGAAUGCGGAAAAUAUUUUAGAAGUCAAGCCAAUCUUGUUGUACAUCAGAGAAGUCACACAGGAGAGAAGCCGUAUUCAUGCUCAGAAUGUGGAAGAUGUUUUGCCGAUAGAUCGGCUCUUGCUUAUCAUGUGAAAACUCACAGAGGGGAGAAGCCAUUUUCAUGUCCAGAGUGUGGAAAGUGUUUUUAUCAGGAAUCAAAUCUUGUGCAACAUCUAAGAAGUCACACAGGAGAGAAGCCAUUUUCAUGUUCUGAAUGUGGUAAAUUUUUUAACUGUAGAACGAGUGUUGCAAUACAUCAGAGAACUCACACAGGUGAGAAGCCAUUCUCAUGUCCUGAAUGUGGAAAGUGUUUUAGUCAGAAAUCAAAUCUUAAGGAACAUCUAAGAAUUCACACAGGGGAGAAGCCAUUUUCAUGUUCAGAAUGUGGGAAGUGUUUUAACUAUAAAUCAUGUCUUGUGAUACAUCAGAGAAGUCACACAGGAGAAACGCCGUUUUCAUGUUCAGAAUGUGGGAAAUAUUUUAAGUAUAGGUCACAUCUUGCUAAACAUCAGAGAACUCACACAGGGGAGAAAGCUAUUGUCAUGCCCUGAAUGUUGGAAACAUUUUAGCCAAAAAUCGGGUAUUGUUGAAAGAAUUUACACAGGAUAGAAGCCAUAUUCAUGUUCAGAAUGUGGAAAUGUUUUAUUAGUAAACCAGAUCUUGGAGUUUUAACAAGAAGUCACACAGGUGAGAAACUAUUCUAAUGAUCAAAUUGUAGGAGUGUGUCAGGUAAGGAGCUCAAUUAUAGGACUUGCUGCUUAAGGAUUUCGUACUAUGUAAAACUUAGGAGGUUAGCCCAUCUCCUACACUGGGGGCAUAUCGCUAGGAUAUGUCCCCAACGUCUGAUAGGUGUGGGUCACACCGCUGGACCCGCACCUAUCUCUAAAAUGGAUCCCGCAAAGAAAAGGAGAUGUGCAUCUGCCUUCCAUUAAGUUCUUUGGGACUGGAAAAAAUAGCCAAGCGGUGUAAUCGGCUGUUUUUGAAAGUCCCAUCGAAAUUAAAGGGAAGCACUUCACACAAGUGAAGUGCUUCAUUCACUUAUAUGGAGCUAAUGUAAAUGAGUGGACUCCAGCUGAAGCUGCUCAAUACUGAUUUUAGCAAAAUGGCUGGGUCAUUUCAAGUAAGUGACCCAGUAUUUUUUCUGGGGGUCUCUGUGACCAGUUUUUGCUUUCAUCGAACUGGUGACAAACUCUCUUUAAAAUUGGGGUGUGGACUUCCAUUGUAAGACCUGCUUCCUCAGGAUGCUUUAAACACCUAAAUGUUUUGCCGGAGUCCAGCUCCAGCAGUGGGAAAAGUAGCUAACUGGAGGGGGAGGGCUGCUUUAG
Messenger RNA from Bufo bufo (common toad), 1887 nucleotides. RefSeq names its product gastrula zinc finger protein XlCGF17.1-like. The transcript is spliced from 3 exons. Gene Ontology annotation, molecular function: RNA polymerase II cis-regulatory region sequence-specific DNA binding; DNA-binding transcription factor activity, RNA polymerase II-specific. Gene Ontology annotation, cellular component: nucleus. Gene Ontology annotation, biological process: regulation of transcription by RNA polymerase II; central nervous system development. The record is from RefSeq and is a predicted model, not a curated record. NCBI's taxonomy places the organism in Eukaryota, Metazoa, Chordata, Amphibia, Anura, Bufonidae. The coding region runs from base 13 to 1113 and encodes 366 amino acids.